Messenger RNA from Pygocentrus nattereri (red-bellied piranha), 2666 nucleotides. It is a transcript of the gene eps8l3a, whose product is annotated as EPS8-like 3a. Gene Ontology annotation, biological process: regulation of Rho protein signal transduction; positive regulation of ruffle assembly; Rho protein signal transduction. Gene Ontology annotation, cellular component: ruffle membrane; vesicle; plasma membrane. The transcript has 20 exons. Gene Ontology annotation, molecular function: actin binding. NCBI's taxonomy places the organism in Eukaryota, Metazoa, Chordata, Actinopteri, Characiformes, Serrasalmidae. The coding region runs from base 170 to 2029 and encodes 619 amino acids. The record is from RefSeq and is a predicted model, not a curated record.
CUGAGCCGCUCAGGGAGAUUCUCUGUUAUAUCGUUAUCACUGGUCUUUCUCUCCGACGGUGGUUUGGAUCUUCAGUAUGACGGACUCACACUCCGCAAGAGGAAAACUGAACUAACGCCAGAAAACAAAAGCAGCCCAGCAGAGACACCAGGACACGUCAGAGCUGAAGAUGUUUGGGAGCAGCAGUGUUUUUGACUUCAGCUCCAGCAGCUACACCGACUCAAUCCAGUCCAGUGUUUACUCUGGCGAUGAAAACUCGUCUCUGAGCUCCAGGUUAUCCAGACCCAGCGGUAAAGCCAUCUACUUGAGUAGGAGUCAGUACGCCAAGUCCAUCAACAAACAGCUCAGCAAAUUCCAGUACAGAGUGGAGCACUUGUUGACGUGUGAGCUGGGGGGGGAGCUGCAGGGGGUGCCAGAGUGUGUGGAGCGUCUGAAGCUGCUGGAGGACACUGGCCGUGUGUGGGGGCAGGAUAUGCUACUGAAGGUGGUCAACGGAAAUCUGCUGCUCAUUGACAUUGAGACCAAGGAGGAGCUGGAUUCCCUGGCGUUGAGCGGCGUGUUAGAGGUGAAGGCUGAGCAGGACAGCUGUGUCUAUAACUCCUUGCUGAUCAUCUCAGUGCAGGACAGAGCCAGCAGUGUCUUCAUGUUCCAGAGUGACUCUGUAAAGGCUGAUUACAUCAAAAGAGAUCUUGAACGAAUCUUACAAAACGGUACGACUGAGGCCCAGGACCAAAACAAUCAGAUAAACAGCAGAGGAAGACCAGGGGCUUUUGUUGUGAGAAACACCAGAAGCCCCUCUCCAGAGCGAAGAGAGUGGACUCCCCCAGAACCUCGUUUUGAGGAGUGGAGCGCUCCAGACUACGAUGACAGUCCAGCUCCAACUCCAGCCAUGACCAGACGGCAGCCACUGACACCGCCUCCCCCUGCAAAGGUCACACCCAAACACACCCACAGCCCCCCUCCUGCUCCGGCCCCCUAUACGGAGAGAGAGAGGAACGUGGACAUACUGAACCACUUGAUCAAUGAUAUUGAAGAGUUUGCUGACCAAGUGGAUGCCGUGGUGCCGAGAAUGGACAAGAAGAAGAAAAAGAAGAAAAAGCAGAAAGCUGUGCAGGGUCUCCCUUCAGUGGACCAGUUCAUAAUCUGCCUGCAGAAAAUCAAAAUGGCCUUCAAUCUGCUGGCUGAACUGAAUGGGAAGAUUAGUGACCCCAGUGCUGCUGACCUGGUCCACAGUCUGUUCUCUGUUCUGGAGCUGAUCGUAGCUGUGUAUGAUGAUGACACCCCCCCCACUGUGGUCGCUCCUCUGCUGGAGCCGGACUCUGUGUGUUUCCUGAGUGAAGAAGCUUCUCCUGAGGAGGAUCAGCUAUGGCAGUCACUCGGAGACGCCUGGAACAUCCCCAGUACGAAAUGGCCGGAGGAUGAUGAUGAAAUCCCCACCUUCACUCCAGUGUUUAAUGACGGCUGGCAGCCCCCUGAACUCACACACACCAAGAGAAACCACACAUUCACACAGCCGCAAGAGAGCCAGCUGUCAACUGGAGCACAGAGUGCUGAUUCCUGGCAGAUUCCCAAACCCAGCAGUGAAGAGUCUCCGCUCAGCUCCAUGUGUGUGAUAUGUGACUUCAGAGCGAGGAACGAUCGAGAGCUCAGUGUGAGGAAAGGACAAACAGUGGAACUGCUGGACAUGUCUAAGCGCUGGUGGAAGGUAAGGAAUGACCGCGGUCAGGAAGGCUUCAUCCCAAAUAAUGUCCUAAAGUCCACUGAAAGCGAGGACAUAGAGCAGGUGGACAGUAACCCGGUCCUGAACAAGAGGUCGAAGCCAGAGGAGGUGAAGGCCUGGCUGGAGCACAAGGGCUUCAGCAGAAUUACGGUGCGCUGUCUGGGUGGUCUCAGUGGGCCGAUGUUGUUGGGUAUGACCCGAGACGAGCUGAAGGUCGUGUGUCCGGAGGAAGGAGGACGAGUUUAUUAUCAGUUACAGAACAUUAAAUCAGCGCUGGCGAUGUCCAGAGAGGUCAGCCCGCUGGUCUGAGAUGUGAGGAGACAGAGCCACAAAAGCAUCCUGCAGUGCUGGGUUACCUGUGUGGAUUGUGUCCAGUUGUGUCCAGGUGAGCUCAGGUAGAGCCGGACUGGAUGCCCUGCAGGACUCAGCGGAGCCUCUUUAACACAGAUGAUGGAUCAACCGGAUAAACUAAAGCAUCAAAACACUGCUACUCAGCAGAUCUGCACAAUGUUGUGUUUAUUAAUAAUCUCAUCACAGAAAUCUAUAAUGUAUAAAUGAGCCUCUAACCAAUCAUAGUUAUAUCAUAGAAAUGAUUUUGGAUAAUAUAAUGCAGAUCUGGUCAUUGAUUGUAGAGCAAGUUGUGUAAAUGAGUAUCAGAACUGGGAUAUCAGUCACCAUCCUCACAAUACUGAGAGUGUCCAUAUCGUACAGCUCUAGUGUUGACUGAACCGUUCUGUAUGAUAAAAUGACCUUUCUGAAUAAGUCAGCAUGUUAACCUGUGUUUAUUUAUAACCACUAGAUUAUGUAGUAACAAUCAAUACAGGAACAACAGUACAUAGAAUAACUGCUGUUUGAAGUUCUGGGAUCUUCCAGAGCGUCAGAUUUUAUUUAGUACAAGUCAGCAUGAUUUCUUUGUCAGCAAACACUUAACAUGUUAAAUUAAAAU